AUGCGGGACGCGCUGCAGGAUCAGUCGGUCACGCGCAUUGUCCUGGUGGAGGACGUGACCCUCACCGCAGAGGAGUUUGCGCACAACAGCGUGGCCAAGUCAUACGCCGUUUACCUCAGCCGCAACGUCAACGUCACCGCCCUCGCCCCGGACGUGUCCCUGAACUUUGACUUCCUGGGUGACGCGGCGGUCAUCGAGGCCAACAGGACCGUGGUCAUGUUCAACAUGACAAUCUCGAACUCGAGGAGGGGCGCCGGCCUCGGGGUCGACUUCUUCGUCGGCGCCGGUGAGGCAGCCACGAGCGCGCUCUAG
Monoraphidium neglectum is the source of this 312-nucleotide messenger RNA. RefSeq lists its product as hypothetical. Lineage: Eukaryota; Viridiplantae; Chlorophyta; Chlorophyceae; Sphaeropleales; Selenastraceae. The transcript has 3 exons. The record is from RefSeq and is a predicted model, not a curated record. Bases 1 to 312 code for a protein of 103 amino acids.